This is a messenger RNA of Pomacea canaliculata, 8359 nucleotides long. RefSeq lists its product as uncharacterized. Bases 3962 to 6382 code for a protein of 806 amino acids. Gene Ontology annotation, biological process: G protein-coupled receptor signaling pathway. Gene Ontology annotation, molecular function: G protein-coupled receptor activity. Gene Ontology annotation, cellular component: membrane. The transcript has 3 exons. The record is from RefSeq and is a predicted model, not a curated record. Lineage: Eukaryota; Metazoa; Mollusca; Gastropoda; Architaenioglossa; Ampullariidae.
UAAUUAUCAAGAUUGGUUGACUCAUUCCACAGUUUAACAUUCAUAGAUACAUUGUCAUCCCUGUUCCUUUUCUGUCUCCCACGCUGUUAAGCGAAUGAUUUACAGGAUGAUUAAGAGAAUGAUUUACAGGAUGAUUAAGCGAAUAAAGAAAAACUAGUUCAUGAUACUCGUUAUUCAAACAAAGUUUCUGUCUGAAGGGUUAUCCGCCACGGCAUCAGAUUAGCCUUAUAGACUUCUGUAGUCUGCGUCGCACGCGGCGAGAUCAGACAAGAAAACUUUAAAUAUAUUGUCAAUGCAAUGGACUGGGAUUCAGAAAGGUCACUUUUUUCCUGAACAUAGCCUUCCUACUACUUUAUCAUCGUUUUUAUCUGUAAUCCAUGAUUCUGUCUCCAUUUUCUUCGUAUUUGGUUUUCUUGUCGCUCUGUGAUUCAUGUCCACCGCUGAGUGCGAUUCACCUUGUGUUUACCUUCAUUUCUGAGUGCCUUAGAUGCUAACAGAAGGCGGAAGUAGGCCAUUGAAAAAUACUUGUGGUUUGUCUUGUAACUGUAACAUCUAGCCAUUUGUACGCGCACGUGUCAGAUGAAUAUUCUUCACUAUUAUAUAUGCGCGCUCGCGCGUGUGUGUGUGUGCCUAAUAUUAUAUUAACGCUCAUAUUUGAAAAAUAUAUGUAUAUGUAUACUUUACAAUAUGUUAAAACCGCAACUUUAUUAGUCUGAAGCUGAAAUAAUACUGUAGAUGUCUCUUUGCUGAUCAGUCUGUAUUUACUUAUUAAAAGUAACUUCGAAAGGUAAACUUUUAGUAAGAGAGAAGUUGAAAGCGGGUAUGUGCUGCUGUAACGUAUCUAGAUUCUUAAAGAUUCCUGCAUUACAUUCACCUCCUUGUGUUUUCGUGUGUGUGUGUGUGUGUGUGUGUUGGGUGGUAGAUGGUGUUAGUGUGUUUUGUCCGCGCGUGUGUCUGUGUGUAACAUGUGCGCGUGUGUCUGUGGUGGGGCUGUUGCCGAGCGUGCGAGUACAGAGACAAUAGCAUGCGCGUGCCUGGGUGAGUGACGUCGUCUUACCUCAACUUUUCUUUCUCCGUGGACCGGCCACCGCACGUGCGCGCAUGCGCUCUCAGUCUACAUGACAUCGCCGUGCACAGCACCGACAUUCCACAACAGGCGGUCCAUCGGGUUCUACCCCAUCGCCCUCACAAACUCCAUCUGAGCAACCCAAGCCACAAACAACAGCCAUCAACCAUGUCAAGUACUCGUCUAACAUUUGCUCUGAUGGCAUAAUCACCUCGCCCCAGGACAGGUUAAAAGGUGGUUAACCCUACGUGUCCUACCCAACCUGCCAGUACAACUGCUCAGCCUGUUGCCUCUGACUGCUCUGUGGAUCUCAGUUUUGAGGUGAAAGACAUUCACACGGAAAUACAAGUAUCGGACCCUUCUCUUGACCACUGCAGUGGACACAAACAGACGGCGACAGUGAAAACUGCGACUGGCUAACACAACAAGCUGUUGUCUUCUAAACAUUGCACUACAAAGGAUCACCAUAGGUACAGGACUUUGCUCGAGCAAUAUCAGCAAAAGGUACAGGAUUUUUUUAAGGAGCACUUAAGGCAUUUCCCUGUUGUCAGUUCCACCAACUUGUUAUGACGAUUUGUUUGUUUGGUUUGUUUUAACGCCAUGCACUCUCUCGUCAAAUGAAGGAAUAUGUGUAUGAAUAUUUUAGUAGUGGUAGUUAUAGUAGCAGUGCUUUAGUAGUUGUAUACGUAUGAUUAGUCUUAGUAUGAUCAUAGUAGUAGUCCUCGUCCUCGUAGUAGUAGUGUAUGAGUAGUAGUCAUGGUAGUGUAGAAGUCGUAGUCAUAGCAAUGACUUUAUAUAAUAUGUCAUCCUUGCUCAUCAACAAGAACAAUACAAGUUCAAGUAUUAAUUGUUUCUAGUCCUUUCUACAGAUUUUUCUAUCACAUAUACUUUACAGUUACAAGUAUUUUAUAUUGCGCACGGACUUUAUGGACACCCAGUUUAUAUAAAAUUGUAAGCUAAAGUCUGUGAUUCGUGCCGAGAGCUCGGAACCUUGUAUCGACGGCUUGUAAAUAUCUGAUAUAUCUGAUAUAUCUGAACAAGUAUCUGCUCAAAGUCUCCGACGAAAGAGACGCUAUGGUCAUCGCCUUUCGUUUUUAACUGGCCCAGUCGAGAACAAAGGUAAAACAUUAUUAUCAAUUUUUAUGCACCUAUUACUUUAUUUGAAUUAGUUUUUCUGUUAGUUCUUUGCAAAUCAUUAUUUCCUGAAAAUAAUGGAGCCUGGUUUUUUAUCGUUUUAAAAAAAAAAUUAUGAAAGAGGGGAUUACUAUCUUAUCUCAAAAUUUACUCUCAGAAGAAAACUGGGGUUUGUAGACACCGCUACAAAUUAAUGAAAAUAUUCGAUGCUAUGUUAGGUCAAAAAUGAUCAAAUCUUUUACAAAUCGAUGCUUUGCCAUAUUCCCACUUUUUUAAACAGUGAGAAAGGAUAAAGUGCCUGACUAACUCAAACAAUAAAACUGGAUUUAAAGUUCUAGAAAAUGUUUGUCGUUUUUCUCAACUUCAUCAUAUGAUAAAGAUACAGAGGUCACAAGAAAGUAUUCAAAAAUGCACCAAAUGUUUUGUUAAUUUUUUUUUAAUUGUCUUUAAUAUCAGUUUUCAUAUAAUUAGCUUCUUAAAACGAAUGCGAUAGUACCCAAUUAAAUUUCUUGAUUUAAAAUAUUGUCGAAGAGGGCAGCUGUAGUUUUUUUUUGCGUAAGAUUUACUGAAAACAUGAUAAAUGUUUUUAUGUUGUUUUCCUUCUGACAGAAAACAUCAUGAAACAACCAAGAGUACAAUCUUCUAACGAAAUUCCACAAUAGACUUUGGCACUGCAUAAUUAUGUCUGACAUGACAAUCAGGAGGUCAACAUGAUGGUAUAUCUGCGAGGUUAGGGGUACAUGUUGGUGACUAUAAGAAACCUUGUAACGAGAAUGGCACUGAGGCAGGGACAGGUAGUGGUGCAUGUUUUAAUGAUAACAUUUUCUGCUUCGUCUAUUAGAAAAUUCAAUGCCCCGUGGUUUCAUCUCUGCAUGACUGAUUACAAAGCAUGUUGUUUUGUAUGCAUGUGAACAGCACAUGCUAGCUGCAAAGCUGGUCAGACACUUGUUUAGAAAGGUUUUAAGAAAACAUUUUAAAAAAAUUAUCUCCCACCAAAAGUCUUCUUCGCAUCUUCCUGUCGUCUGUGACAAGACAACCUGACAGUCAAGACUUGAACUUUAUGGUCAGACUUCCACCCAGUACUAAUCUCAUUAGCAGCAACAUCUUCCAAGCUUCAUCAAGCAAGUGAAUAGUCUUUCCAGCUUUGUUAUGCAUUGUCACGAUGACGACGAGACCAACCGUUAUCAGUGUAUGAAGAUUUUGUUUACUGAGCACAAGCGAGCAGAAGAUAUGCGAUACUUGUCCCCAGAAAUAGUAAACAAAAUUAUCCAGAUAAUGGAAAACUCUGUCCCGCGCUUUGUGUCAGAUGAUAUUAGACAAGCAAAAUGGUUGGCACUCUUGGCAGAUUUCACUAGAGAUAUUUAAUACAGACCAAAUAGUCACUGGCAUAAGAUGGUAACGCAGCACUGGGAAGUACUGGAGGAUCGACAGGAAUUGUUUUCUUUGUGCUUGAAACUUGAUUGAUUCGGUGGAACCUUCCAGUCUAAUAUUGUAGAUUCCAGUAUACGAUGAGGCCAGCACUUUGUGAAACCACAUUGCUGGCGUUGCAAAGCGAUUCAAAGAUGAGGUUUCUUAAAAAUCCUCUUCACUACUUAACCCACACAGUGAUUCUUGUGUUGCAGGAAAAAAUGUAAUGGUUAUCAGCAAAACAGUUGACAUUGUCCUUAAAAGGAAAACCAUAACACUAAGACAUAAUGCUAUAUUUCUGACGGGUUCUUGCACAUAUCAAUACAAUACCAAAACAUCCCAAAAUAUACAAAAAUGUGGCAAAACAUACAGACUGUUCCGUGUUCCUUUGACAGACUUCAUGACAUUGUAUUUUUUAAGCUUUCUUGCAAAUUUCAAGUUCUAAAAUAUUCCAAAAACAUUCAAACAGUUCUGUGUACCUUACACAUUGUCACUUUUCUAACACUUGAUCUCCCACACACUCCAGAUACCAAAACAUACUUAAAACAUGCAGAUUGUUCUGUGUGCAUUCGUUUAAUAAUUCUUUCUAUCCCUUCAUCAAAGAAAUGUUUUUGCAGAUUUCAUAUCGCAAGGCAUAUUAGAAGAAGCUAUCUCUCAAAUGUCACAUCAAUAUCAUCCAUACAGACAAGAUUGAAAUGCUGUCAUGUUCUUCAGGAAUGUAUGGCUGCCUUUUUAACGGAGCCCAGCAUGCACGACCUACUGACUUUUCCCGUCAACUGGUUUUUAUUUCUGUUGCUUCCAUCGUCACAAAGAUUUACAUCAUCAAGAAGGAAGGUGGAAAAAAAUCUUUCGCCAAAAAUGAAACCAAAUACUGACGGAGUAAAAGAAUGUACGGUUAUUAAGAGAAAUGGUUCGACUUCUUGGUCACAGUUCAAGAAAAGUGAUUUUUUUAAAAUGGUUAAGCAUCUCAUUUUUGCUUUUGAAGUUUUUAAUUUUUUUUAUCUCAGUUUAUUUAAUCAUCAUCUUGAUUUUGUUUUCUUAACUCCCGUCCUAGAGCCAAGGAAGUUAUUGCCUGAGAUCAUCAUGAAUGUCUCUGGCUGGACGAGUGUUGACAACAACGACACCAUCACCGUCAGCGGGAACCGAUCCACGAAGUCGUCGAUGCCGCUGAUGCUGGCGUCGCCACCUGUGGAGUUGUACUACUACCACCUGGUCUUCCUGUCAGCUGCGAUAGCUCUGGGAGUACCUGGUAACCUCUUGGUUAUAAUUGUGUACUCUGCAGUUCCUCGAAAGAUUGCCUGCGAUUGGUACAUCCUGUACAUCGGCGGCCUCGACCUUAUCGUCUGCCUCUUCCGUGUACCAACCCACCUGGCUAUGGAGACAGGUUACUGGCAGCGCCAUAGUUCCAGCAGCCUGUGUCGACUGGUGUACUGGCUCUCCCAGUCUGUCAUCACUGCAUCGGUCAUCCUCUUCGGUUUCAUCGCCGUGGACAGGUACAUCAAGAUCUGCAGGACCAACGUCCAGCUGUCCUUGCGGUUCUGCCUCGGCUGUGUAGCGGUCAUCUCUGUGGGCAGCAUGGUGUCGGCACUGCCCACCAUCUGGAUCUACUCCAGCAGCGUGCAAGGCCUGUGUGUCACCAGCUCCACGUUACUGGGAGAGACCCUCACCCGCGCCUACUACUCCUUCAUCUUCGUCGUCUUCAUCCUCAUGUUCCUUGUCGUUGUCUCUUGCUACACACUCAUCAUCGUCAAGGUCAGGAUGUCGAGAAAGAUACUGAAGGCGCACGGAGUGCGGGAUGUUGGACCGCAAAGCACCGCCAGGGGGAAAUCCCUCGCGAAACGGCGAGAAAACCGAGUAGGCGUGGCUACCGAUGGGAAUGAAGGACAGGCGUGUGGAACGAAGCGCAGCUCCCUGGACUUUGACUGCAGCAGGAACACCCCCUGGGUGACCAGAUCGUCGUUGACCUCCGUGCCACAGAAAGUUCAAGAUAAGGAGUUGCUCUGGACAGGAGCAGACGAGCAGACGACGGACGGCGUUCAUCUUCACACCCACCGCGAACCUGCUACUGGCAUCGACAUGGCAGCUGAGAGCAGAGAAUACGACCUCAACAGGUCACCGAAUAAUAUUGUAGGCCAUGUGGACGUGGCCGGGCUCAGCCACAGCGUCCAGUCACCGGCCAGUGUUGCGGGAGCUCCCCCCACUAAGAGAGGCAGCAUCGAGGACAAGGACCUGACGACAGGUACCGAGGUCGUGCACGUGAUCACCGUCGACAGCAGUCAGACAGCUGGACAAGGGCCGACGUCUGCCGAGGCUGGUGGUCACGUGACACGCUCGCGCGGAGACAUCAAGUGCCUGCCGUGCUUUCGCGUUGCACCAGACUCCGAGGUCAGCGACUAUCCCACACUUUCCGCGCCAUCCGCAUCCUGUGUGGACAACGAGGUCACCAACGGAAAAGGACGGCACGGCCACAUCGCAAAGGUCACGACCUCCAAUGGCGGCCACAGCUCGCGAAACCUGCGCCUGACUUUGCUGUUGCUGAUCAUGACCAUCCUCUUCGUGGUCAGCUGGAUCCCCCCUUACGUGGCCAUGGUCUGGUACUUCUAUGUCGGCUACACGCCUCCCUUCUCGUCCUCUGACCUCUCCGUCAUGACCUAUGCCCCUACCGGCUACAUCCUUAACCAUUUUGCCAACCCUUUCGUCUACCUCAUCUUCAGCUCGUCGUUUAGAAAGCACCUGGUUUAUCUGUGGCGAAAACUGAAAAACUUCUUGUGUUGAGCAAGCUGUUAACCCUUCUUAAUCGGCAAAAGGUCGAGGAUCGUUUCACCAAAUUAGGCAAAGUUGUGUCACAAGAGUAAAGUGGAUUAGUGCAAAUGUAUAACUGAAACAAAAAUGAAAAACUCAUCAGAAUUGUGUCUGAUCACCAGCGAAAAGUGAGCAACCAUUUAACUAUUACGAUGAGACACCUGAGUAGCAAAGAAACUUAUUUUCCCUAGCCAGCCACCAUUCUCAGCCUGUGUAGACAAGAGCACGUAAUGCAGUCACGUCCAGCACUGCAGUUCUCUCCCUUAGACCAAUGCCUGUUUCUAGGCCACUACUCCCUCCCCACGCCCACCUCCUCCUUAUCAACUGUUUAUGAGCCAAGGCCACUCUGCAAAAUAUCACGAAGUCAUUUUCAAUCGUUCGAUUUUUGUGUUUCGACAUCAAACUAGAACAGUGAAUCAAUUAUUGUUGGCCUUUCAUUUUUGUUGUGAAAUUGUUAAGCAGAAAAUAAAAGACAGUAGAGCAGGAGAUAUAAAAAAGAUAUUAGAAAAAGAAGUAAAUGAAAUGAGGGCUAGAAUAAAACGAAAGAAUGGAGUUUAAAAAACAUUAUAUAACAGAUUGGUUCUCGCCAAUUGUGUGGCCCUAUGCUGCUGGAGGAGUAAAAAGGAAUAAACAAGGCUCUUGCCAAUUGUAGCAAUAUUCCGUAGUGUAAUGGUAAUGUGAAUUUACUUCUUUUUUUUCCUACUUUUCUGAUAGGUUAUGGACACUACUUGCAUGCAUGGUUUGACAGGAAGGUGCUUCCACCUAAAGGUGAUUUUACAAUUAAUGACACUAGUAUAUUUUGACAAAUCUAGUUAUGCUAGGUUUUGUUUUGACUUGUAAAAAUCCAUUGAAAACUGGACUUCAACAAACUACUAACUGCUGAAGUCUAUGCGAAGAAAAGAUGACUAGAUCAUGCACUGAACUAGAGCUAUUGCCUACACCCAGAAAUGGAAGAUGUAAUCUGUAAGUAGACAGUUUGAGAUCAUUUUAGAUGAAAAUAUGAGUUGUUUCACUUGCAUGUUCCCCCCUCAAAAAAAAAAUCUUGGCUCCACUGCAUUUUCCAUCUCACUCCUGUCUACAUCUCAGACAGUGCAACUGUAAACUUUUUGAGCAAAACUUAAUAAGUACCUCAAAUAGCCCACUGCAAAAGUGCUGCUGUAAGUCUUGCAAGUCAAAACACUUCCAUCUGACUGCAAGGAUUGUCUAACAAAGCUGGAAUUCUGUUAACAAUUGUCAGACAUGUCAAAUUGUGUGAAUGAGCGCAAUGGCCAUUAAUUUGACAUCAACAAGCUGUCAGCUAUUCACAGGGGAGAUUUGUUUAUAAAACACCAAACAAACAAACAAAAUCCAGACAUCAUGAAAAUUUGCUGUGCCAGGUUUGUCAGGCAAGGCAAGAAAAUCCAAGGAGCAAAUGCGGUUAAGGUCUAGUCUUGUAAUCCUGUUGUGUAUGAAAGAAGAAAAUGUCAUUUCAAUAAUGUCUUCUUUAGGUGGUAGACAACGCACCUCGUAAAAUUUAUACAUUGUAUGCCAGACUAAUCCAGUAGUCAUCUACAAGUGAAUUGGGCAUGCCACCUUGUCAGCCAAUGGGACAGGGGAAGAUCGAGGAGACCUUCAAAAAGUCUAAGCGGUAAGCAUCUGGCAACCAAAUAGUGACAAGGAAACUAAAUCACAAACAGCUAGGUUUUAAUAAAUAAUAGCUCCGUAGGCCACAACGUCAAGGUAUAGUUUGACAUCUUUAUUGAGUGGAAAUACAUAUAAUGUUACUCUAGAACAAAAAGACAAAAAAUCUUUUCAUGUUUGUGUGAACUGUUGAACAGCAAAAGCUCUCAGAAGCUUGGGUUAAAGUAGUUACAGCUUGGCACCAUUUGCAGAGAACUGUACAGGAGGUGCACUGUAUGUUCUGCAGUAUUAAAUGACAUAGGCAUAUACAGACUUUCGACUCUUCUCUAG